AUGAAUGGGGGAGGGCUGUUGUAUGAGGUUCUUUCGGGUGCCGAGGAUCUUACUGUCUUUUGUUCGACCCAUUUCGCAGGUAUGACACUUACAGUCAACUUUUUAGUUGAAUUCGAUACCACCUCGAGUCGCCGCAGACGCAGAAUAAUGAACUCUGGCCAGACGCUAUCGCAAGUUACAACCGUCACCAUCCUGCCGCGCGCCUCAAGCCGUGAAGUCGAUGGGGUGCAGGUACUAGAGGAUGUAUCGAAUACCUCUGCCACCACCGAAAACCCCGGCUCUCACAGUCCGUUGACCGAUAAGCAGGCCGCGGGUCUGCUAUUGGUAGCCGUGGCUGUGCUGAUAUCACUUUUAUUCUGCACCAUGGCGGUCAUGGCCAUUGUGCGACUCAUCCGGUACAGACGCACUUUCAACUUAACCCAAGAUCAGAAUCUGAUUCUCUACGGCCCAACCGACACCACGGCUGCCAUAAUCGACAGACUUUCGCGUGUGUGGACUGUGGCUGAUGCUGGUGAUACGGUACACGACAGUGCGUGUGCAAUGAAUGAGCAACACAGGGAUAGGAAUGCAAGGGGCACCGAUGGGAAUGUGCAAAGCAAAUUCCGGAGUGAACAGAGCCGUGAUUGGGAAAAUGAGAAAGGUGUCGAGUGUAUAUACCCGUUCAUCCCAGAGAGUUUAUCCGAAGGCAGGGGUGUCCUAGCCACCAUAGCCGACUCAGACAACCCGCCUGCAGCUGGCCACCGCAAUGCGAGUGCGCCAUUGAAUAUAAAGCCAAAGAAGGAGGGGCACGUAGUGCCCGAACAGUUCAACGAGGUGGCGGCUAUAGACGUGGACGAUAUGACGGAUAAGAAUGGGUAG
Molecule: messenger RNA, 858 nt
Organism: Sphaeroforma arctica JP610
Lineage: Eukaryota; Ichthyosporea; Ichthyophonida
Exons: 3
Coding region: 1-858 (285 amino acids)
Source: RefSeq, a predicted model, not a curated record